Messenger RNA from Asparagus officinalis (garden asparagus), 4615 nucleotides. Its product is annotated as CHD3-type chromatin-remodeling factor PICKLE. The record is from RefSeq and is a predicted model, not a curated record. Gene Ontology annotation, molecular function: DNA binding; ATP hydrolysis activity; ATP-dependent chromatin remodeler activity. Gene Ontology annotation, biological process: chromatin remodeling; negative regulation of transcription by RNA polymerase II. The transcript has 32 exons. NCBI's taxonomy places the organism in Eukaryota, Viridiplantae, Streptophyta, Magnoliopsida, Asparagales, Asparagaceae. Gene Ontology annotation, cellular component: nucleus; chromatin. The coding region runs from base 152 to 4327 and encodes 1391 amino acids.
CGCAGUUCCCACCUCGCUCUUUUUUCGCUCUCAUUUGUCGUGGGAAUUUCUUUCCCUCUCCCUCUCAAAACCCUAGUUUCCCUUUCAAAACCAAUGCGUAAAUCCUAAAUUUCGUCAAAAUUUCUCCGCUUCAUCGUCGACGGCACUCAAAAUGAGUAGUUUGGUAGAGAGGCUUCGAGUUAGAUCGGAGAAGAGGCCUGUGUACACUCUUGAUGGCGACUCAGAUGAUGAGCUCAUCCUUAAAGCAGGAAGCGCGAAGGCAAAGCAAGAGAAGAAGGCUACAGCUGAGAUUGAAAGGAUUGUUAGGGAUGAUGUGAAAGAAGAUGCAUGCCAAGCCUGUGGUGAAACUGGUGAUCUUAUUGGCUGUGGGACAUGCACAUAUGCUUUCCAUCUGAGAUGCUUGCUGCCCCCUCGGAAAGCUGCUCCUGAUGAUAGCUGGAGCUGCCCUGAAUGUGUGAGCCCUUUGAAUGAAAUUGAGAAAAUUUUGGAUUGUGAAUUGCGUCCCAUGGCAGCUGAGAUGGAUGCAUCAAAGCUGGACUCAAAACCAAAAGAUGUUAGGCAAUAUCUUGUCAAAUGGAAAGGACUUUCAUAUCUUCAUUGUACCUGGGUGCCCGAGGAUGAAUUUAAAAAGGCAUCCAAGGCAAAUCCUCGACUGAAGACUAGAUUAAACAAGUUUAAGGAACAAAUGGAUUCUAUGAAUAACUCUGAGGAUGAAUGGAUUGCAAUUCGGCCUGAAUGGACAACUGUUGACAGAGUUCUUGCUAGCAGAAAAAUUGGAGAUGAGCGUGAGUAUUUUGUGAAAUGGAAGGAGCUUGGUUAUGAGAACUGUUCGUGGGAAGUCGAAUCUGACAUUUCUGCCUUCCAACCUCAAAUUGAAAAGUUUAAGGUAAUUCAAUCUAGGCGUCGAAAGAGAUCUCUUGGUAAAACUAAGAAUAUAACCCAGGAUGCAAAGGAUUCAAAGCUCAAUUCAAGUCGGGAAUCGAAGGAUAUAAAGAAUAAGCAAAAAGAAUUUCGACAGUAUGAUCAGACCCCUGAGUUUCUUUCUGGCGGGACAUUACAUCCAUAUCAGCUGGAAGGUUUAAAUUUUCUAUGCUAUUCAUGGUCUAAGAAAACACAUGUGAUCCUUGCAGAUGAGAUGGGCCUUGGCAAAACAAUACAGAGUAUUGCUUUUGUUGCUUCUCUUUUUGAAGAUAACCUAUAUCCUCACUUAGUAGUGGCACCACUUUCUACACUGAGAAACUGGGAGCGCGAGUUUGCAACUUGGGCCCCUCAACUGAAUGUUGUUAUGUAUGCUGGAUCUGCUCAAGCUCGUGCUAUUGCCAGACAAUAUGAGUUUUACUACCCAAAAGAGGGGAAAAAGGGGCAGAAGAAAAAGAAAGCUUCGAAGGAUGCUUCCCCAAGCAAGCAAGCGAGAAUAAAGUUUGAUGUUCUUUUAACAUCUUUUGAAAUGAUCAACAUGGAUUCAUCUUCUCUGAAACCAAUCGAGUGGGAAUCUAUGAUUGUAGAUGAGGGGCAUCGCCUUAAGAAUAAAGAUUCCAAAUUGUUUCUUCAACUAAAACUGUAUACAACUAAGCAUCGGGUACUUUUGACUGGAACCCCUCUUCAGAAUAACCUUGACGAGUUAUUCAUGCUCAUGCAUUUUCUCGACGAUGGAAAGUUUCAAAGCAUAGAGGACUUUCAAAAGGAAUUCAAGGAUAUCAAUCAAGAAGAACAAAUAUCAAGGCUUCACAAGAUGCUGGCGCCGCACCUUCUCCGAAGAGUCAAGAAAGAUGUCAUGAAGGAUCUUCCACCUAAGAAGGAACUGAUUUUACGUGUGGAUUUAAGUAGCAAACAGAAAGAAUAUUACAAGGCCAUUCUUACUCGAAACUACCAGAUAUUAGCUCGUCGUGGUGGUGCACAGAUAUCACUCAUGAAUGUUGUUAUGGAGCUCCGAAAGCUUUGCUGCCAUGCCUUCAUGUUAGAAGGUGUAGAACCAGAUGUCGAACCCGCAGACGUGGAUGAAGGUCUAAGAAAACUUGUGGAAUUUUCUGGAAAAAUGCAGUUGUUGGAUAAGAUGAUGGUGAAGUUGAAAGAGAAAGGACAUAGAGUGCUUAUUUAUUCACAAUUUCAGCAUAUGCUGGACUUAUUGGAAGAUUACUUAAGUUACAAGAAAUGGAGCUACGAGCGGAUUGAUGGCAAGAUCAGUGGAGCUGAAAGACAGAUCCGAAUUGAUCGCUUCAACGCCAAGAAUUCGACAAGAUUUUGUUUUCUACUCUCUACCAGAGCUGGGGGGUUGGGAAUAAAUCUUGCAACUGCUGACACCGUUAUCAUAUACGACAGUGAUUGGAAUCCACAUGCAGAUUUGCAAGCAAUGGCCAGAGCCCAUCGAUUAGGCCAAAUAAAUAAGGUAAUGAUAUAUAGACUCAUUACUCGGGGAACUAUAGAAGAAAGAAUGAUGCAAAUGACAAAGAAGAAGAUGAUCUUAGAGCAUCUGGUUGUUGGUCGGCUUAAGGCACAACAAACUGUUAAUCAGGAGGAGUUGGAUGACAUUAUAAGAUAUGGGUCAAAGGAACUGUUUGCUGAUGAAAACGAUGAAAGUGGUAGAACACGCCAAAUUCACUAUGAUGAUGCAGCUAUUGAAAGACUACUUGAUCGUGAUCAAAUUGAUCGGGAGGAAUCUUUGAUCGAUGAAGAGGAUGAUGGACUCUUGAAGGCCUUUAAGGUAGCAAAUUUCGAAUAUAUAGAUGAAAUUGAAGCUGCAGCUGCAGCUGCCAAAGAAGAGUUAGAAAGAAAGAAGUCUAUCAAUGAGAAGGCUUCUGGCUCCAACUCAGAUAGAUCAAAUUACUGGGAUGAUUUACUGAAAGACAGAUAUGAGAUCCAUCAAGUUGAAGAGUUCACUGCUAUGGGCAAGGGGAAGAGAAGUCGCAAACAAAUGGCAAUGGCUGAGGAAGAUGACCUAGCCGGUGUACAAGAUGCAAGUUCUGAAGAUGAGGAUUACUCAGGUGAAGAAGAUUUGUCAGAUAUUGAAAUUGUUGUACCCGGAAAUACAUCAGGAAGAAGGGGCCGAUUUUCAAAGAAACGACCUCGUGCUGAUUAUGUUGAAUCACUUCCUUUGAUGGAAGGCGAAGGGAAGUCUUUAAGAAUUCUUGGAUUUAAUCAGCUCCAAAGGGCGACCUUUUUGAAGACACUGAUGAGAUUUGGCUUUGGUGACUAUGACUGGAAAGAGUUUGUUCCUCGAUUGAAGGGAAAAAGUUUUGAAGAAGUUCAUGAGUAUGGCUUUCUUUUCAUGAGACACAUUGAUGAGGGUAUUAAUGAUUCACCAAAAUUUUCAGAUGGGGUGCCAAAAGAAGGCUUACGAGUAGAUGAUGUACUUGUUAGACUUGCACAUAUUAGUCUGAUAAAGGAAAAGCUGAAAAUUUUGGAAGACAAUCCUGGGGCUUCUCUUUUUCCUAAAGAUGUGCGAGAAUGCUACCCCAGCUUGAGUGGAAGAAUUUGGAAGGAAGAGCAUGAUAUAUUGCUAUUAAAAGCUAUUUUAAGGCAUGGCUAUGCAAGAUGGCAGGCUAUUGUUGAAGAUAAAGACCUUGGGCUUGUUGAAGUUGGUCGCCGAGAAUUAAGCCUUCCUGUCUUAAAUGGACCAUCUGCUGGAGGAGUCCAGAUGGGUGAUGGUUCUAGCAACUCUUUCAAUGAAACUCCAGAUGUUACAAAAGGAAACCAGUCCAAUUCUGAUUACUCCACCCUCUAUCAAUUCCGUGAAGUGCAAAGAAGGAUUGUUGAAUUUAUACGAAAAAGAUAUCAACUGCUGGAGAAGAUUUUGGAUUUGGAAUUCUGUUUGGAUGAAGUUGAUAAAGCCAACCCCCGUGGUCCAAUAAGCAAAGACCCGGAGAUUGAACCAGUGGUCACUGAUGCGCCUGGUGAAACCACAGGAGAUAUGAAUACAUUACUGAAAGAAUUACCUGAUUUGGAACCAAUUGAUCUAGCAGCCGGAGAAUAUCCAUCCAAUAAUCAAGUUGAUCGACUUGACAUGGCCAAGCUUUAUAAUGGACUUUGUAAUGUAGCUGAGGCCAAUGCUGUUGAUGCUGUAGUAGCUUGCUUGGGCGACUCUUCUGCUAAUUCUAGGUUAAACAAGAACAUGCGUGAGCUUGAAACCAUAUAUGAGGAUGUGCACAGAACGCUUGCAGUAAAAGAGCCUGAACGAAAUUCAGGAUCAUCUCAUGGGAUGCAUACAUCAGUUACUGGUUUAUCGUCGAUAAAUGGCAAGUUGGAUUGUUCGGUUGCCAAAGAUUCAGAUACGGAAAUUGUUGAAGAGGUUUCUGUGGCCAAAGAUUCAGAUGCAGAGAUGGUGGAGUAAGGCAUUGAAUAGUCUGCAUAUGUAAUAUCAUAUUGUGUUUAAUCUUGUGUAAUGGUGACUACAAUGCGUGAUAAAAGGUUGCUAAUCACAUUGUUGCCAAACGUUUGACCGCUUGCAGAAUCUUAAUCAUCCAUUUUGAUACAGGGUUGUCACAAGCGUAACACCGUUGUAUGAAGAACAAUGUAAUUCCAUUCCCAAAGAAUCGUAAAUCAUAGGAAGGCAUAUCUAGGCAUAUCUAGUUAUAUUAUCAACAUAGCGCUUCUUCGAUGAGGUUUAUGUGAUUGGUGU